GGUUGAUCCGCACCAAGGACAACUCAACACAAAAGAAAAAAAGAAUAAACACGUUUACGCUACGUAAAAGUUCACGCAGAAAAGGGGAAGGAGGUGGGAACCGAUGGUCCAAUUUGGCAAUAUACACGUUCCACAUUAGCAUCCAUGCUAGAGCUUCCUCGGUAUAAAAGCAAGGGAAAGCCCCUGCUUACCAACUGGGCCGAGUACCCAUCUUGCACAUUCAUUAUGUUUUCAUCCUCUCAUCAGGGUUCCUUCAAGAAACUGGAGAAGCUGGGCCAGGGAACAUAUGCAACGGUUUAUAAAGGACGCAAUCGCGAGACAAACGAAUUGGUGGCCUUGAAAGAAAUCAAUCUCGACGCUGAAGAAGGCGCUCCUUCAACGGCUAUCCGGGAAGUCUCAUUGCUGAGACGCCUCACACAUGAGAACAUCCUGACCCUGCACGAUGUGAUAAACGUCGAGGACAAAUUGGUGCUGGUCUUUGAGUACAUGGAUCAGGAUCUAAAGCGCUACAUUGACACUCAAAGUAGCCCCCUUGACAACGCAACGGCCAAGUCUUUCGUCUACCAGUUGCUGUGUGGUGUCUCUUUCUGUCAUGAGAACGGAAUCUUACAUCGAGACCUGAAGCCCGAGAACCUACUACUCAACCAGAAUGGGCGGCUAAAACUUGCGGAUUUUGGGCUGGGCCGUGCGUUCGGUAUACCCAUCAGCACAUUUUCGAUUGACGUGGUCACUCUCUGGUAUCGUCCCCCAGACGUGCUUCUUGGAAGUCGCACGUACAACACCAGCAUAGACAUCUGGUCCGUCGGAUGUAUCAUGGCAGAGAUGUAUACAGGCUCUGCAUUAUUCGCUGGAACAACAAAUGCAGAGCAACUACUGAAGAUCUUCGAUAUUAUGGGCACACCAACCGAACUCACCUGGCCAGGCGUCAGUCAAUUGCCCGAAUACAGAAACGACUUCCCGCCUCGCUCUCCACAAAGUCUGCAACAAAUUAUACCGUCGUUAGAUCCUGUGGGGGUCAACCUUCUGGAACGCAUGUUGCAACUACGUCCAGAAGCACGCAUCAGCGCCACAGAGGCUUUAAAUCACCCGUGGUUCCAGGGGCUUGAUUAA
Aspergillus vadensis CBS 113365 is the source of this 1110-nucleotide messenger RNA. RefSeq names its product negative regulator of the PHO system. The transcript is spliced from 5 exons. The coding region runs from base 145 to 1110 and encodes 321 amino acids. Gene Ontology annotation, molecular function: ATP binding; cyclin-dependent protein serine/threonine kinase activity. Gene Ontology annotation, biological process: protein phosphorylation. The record is from RefSeq and is a predicted model, not a curated record. Gene Ontology annotation, cellular component: nucleus; cytoplasm. NCBI's taxonomy places the organism in Eukaryota, Fungi, Ascomycota, Eurotiomycetes, Eurotiales, Aspergillaceae.